AUGUUGUACUACUGCUGUGUCCUACUGCUGCUCCUACUGCAAGGCCUAUUCCAAUUGGGUGAUGCAGCAACUGCUAAUCGGCCUAGCAUUUCAAGCCUGUUCCAGUCGGGUGACGAAGUAACUACCAACCAGCCUAUUCCAGGCCUAUCCCAAUCGACAGAUACCCUAACUACAACCAGCGUCACAACAACCUCAGGACACGUCAUAACGCUAACCUCAGCGCCUAGACAGGAAUCUUGGGAUGUAUACAAACAGCUGCUAGAGGCGCCAACACAGUGUAACUACACUGUGUUGGCUGUGGAUCAUACCAUGACACUUGCAGCGAAUACCGAGUGUAGCAUUACCAGGUCUGGAGUUACACUGAGUGAGAGAGAAGAGAUACUGAGAGUCCAUAAUACACUGAGAGCCAAGGUUGCUAAUGGGAUGGAAGAGACGGGAGAUGAGGGACCCCAGCCCUCAGGGUCAGACCUGAGACAGUUGGUAUGGAACGAGGAGCUGGCACAGGUGGCUCAGGCCUUGGCCAGCCAAUGUCGCCGUGGUCACGACGGCUCUAACCAGAGGAGGAUCUGCUCUAGAAGUUACGCUGUUGGCCAGAAUAUAUUCCGCCAGUGGAGCUUCAACUCGGAAUCGGUGUGGGACAGUGCGGUACAGGCGUGGUACAAUGAGGUACGGUACAUGCCUAAUACCUACGUUGAGAAAUUCACCUCUACUGUACCGUCUCGCAGAGUUGUAGGUCAUUAUACUCAGGUGGUAUGGGGGACGACCCAUGAAAUCGGCUGUGGUGCCAUCUACUACCCAUCCACCAUUAAUGGGAUUACCUUCCCACACACCAAGAUCUACGUAUGUAACUACGGACCAGCAGGCAAUUACGUAGGCUCACGUGUGUACACCAUAGGCCUACCAGCUUCCCGAUGCCCGUCUACAUCCUCUCAGGACUACCCAGGAUUGUGUAAUUAGGUCUGGGACUGAACCACGGGGGCUACGCCCCCUCAUCUAUUUAAAGGUAUAGAUUCACAGCAGCAAUAGCCUAGGUCUACCUGCUUCCAUAAGCCUAUCAACACUCAGACGUACCUAGGAUUGUGUAAUUAGAUCUGGAAUCAGGACACGGGGGCUGCGCCCCCUCAUCUAUUAAAGAGACCAGGUCAUAGCAGGAACAGCCUAAUUUCCCAAAAAAAUAUAAAAAAAUGGCAAAAUAUAAUUUGGUAGGCUGAAUGCCUAUAUAGAUUUCACCUGGGUAUUUAAUUCUUCAAAUCACCUAUCGAGUUUACCUGGAGAAGGUUUCGGGGGUCAACGCCCCCGCGGCCCGGUCUGAGACCAGGCCUCAUGGUGGAUCAGGGUAUGAUCAACCAGGCUGUUACUGCUGGAACGUCAGAAAUACUUGAGUAUCUAAAAUAAUUAGAGUUAACUCAACGUACAUACUCUGAGUUACCGUGUUAAGUUUGAAGCCUAUCCAAUGCGUAGUUACGAAUAUUUAAGUCAAAUAUUAUAGGCCUAUCUUAAUGUAAUCUAAUAUUUGGA
Cherax quadricarinatus is the source of this 1518-nucleotide messenger RNA. The record is from RefSeq and is a predicted model, not a curated record. NCBI's taxonomy places the organism in Eukaryota, Metazoa, Arthropoda, Malacostraca, Decapoda, Parastacidae.